CGCAGAGGAAUUUAAGCAGAAGCAGAGAUUUGAUCCCACUGAGCUGCCACUGGUCUCAGGGCAGUUUUAUAUGUUUUUUUUUUCUCUUCUUUUAAUCAUUCACUUGAUGCUGAGGCAGAAUGGACGGCUCCUCUCUGUUGGACACAGACUACAAUGACACUUACUUGGAUGAGCGUUUUUUCUUCGAGGACAACAUUGAUGCGUUUGGCAUCACCAUGGCCAUCCUCUACCCGUUGGUGUGCAUCCUGGGACUAGCUGGGAAUUCCCUUGUCAUCGUCGCCAUUUUGAAAUUAGACAAAAUGUCGUCGUCCACCACGGUGUACAUUUUCAACCUGGCGCUGGCCGAUGGACUCUUCAUGGUUGGUCUGCCAUUUAUAGCGAGCCAGAACUUCCAGAACCGCUGGGUGUUUGGCGACAUCGCAUGCAAAGUGGUCAUGGUGCUGGACGGCAUCAACCAGUUCACCAGCGUCUUCUGCCUGACAGUGAUGAGCAUCGACCGCUACAUGGCACUGGCCGACCCGCUUCGGUUUGCCCGCUGGAGAACGCCGCGCUGCGCAAAGAUCGUUUCUGUGGUUCUGUGGCUGUUCUCGCUCCUCACCAUCCUCCCCAUGGCACUCCACUUCUCGGCGGAUAAAGGCCUGUGCAUACCAGAGCUCGUCUCGGACUCCUGGUGGCUCGGCAUCCUCUCUUACACCUUUGUCAUGGGAUUCGCUCUGCCGUUCACGAUGAUGACCGCCUCCUACACGGCGCUCCUGCUCACCCUGCGGCUCCAGCGGCUCAGAAGGUCGACACCAAACCAAGAAAGCCACCGGCUGGAGCGACAGGUCACCAGGAUGGUGGUGGCGGUGGUGGUCGUGUUCGGUGUGUGCUGGCUGCCGUUUUACACCUUCAACUUCUGCUCCCUGCAUCAAAGUGGUCUGGUCCUGACUUUCGCCAGAGCUUUUGAGUGCAUGGUCCUUUUGUCAUACUCAUGGAGCUGUGCUAAUCCCAUCCUCUACGCCUGCCUCUCCGACACAUUCAGGAGGCACUUCCGCACCCUCCUCUGCCCCAUGGUCAAGUCAUCUCCCAGCAUGCAGUGCAACACUGAACGGUAUGACUUGAAUGACACAGGGGAUGCCACCUUACCCGCAUAG
Platichthys flesus (European flounder) is the source of this 1133-nucleotide messenger RNA. Its product is annotated as somatostatin receptor type 5. Gene Ontology annotation, molecular function: somatostatin receptor activity; neuropeptide binding. Gene Ontology annotation, biological process: regulation of insulin secretion; neuropeptide signaling pathway; cellular response to glucocorticoid stimulus. Gene Ontology annotation, cellular component: membrane; neuron projection. Lineage: Eukaryota; Metazoa; Chordata; Actinopteri; Pleuronectiformes; Pleuronectidae. The record is from RefSeq and is a predicted model, not a curated record. The transcript has a single exon. The coding region runs from base 120 to 1133 and encodes 337 amino acids.